CUGGUGAACGUGUAAAUCGCCAGUCUAUUGAGCAAUAAUUUCCCAAUUUGCAGACAGCAUUAUACAUAGUGACUUGGCUUUAGUAGAAGCGAUUUGAAUGUAAAUGUACUGCUUUCCCCAAAAUCACACUGCCGCCUAUAUACUACACAUUACGGUAAAGAGACGCAGCCGAGUCUGUCCGGCCUUCCCUUCACACCAGGCGGCGUCUCAUGAUUCAUUCAGCCGCACACAGACAACACCAGACGGGCUAGACAACAGACACUCUUCCGAGCCGGGGGUAUCAAGAGGCUUGGGGUGAAAACAAUAGAGCAGCAAGUGUCUCACUGAAAGGCGGUAUUAGCUAGCUCGUCAUGGCGGAGGUCGGUGAUGUUUUGAUGUCGGUGUUAUCCACAAUCCGGGUCCCGAAGCCCGGGGACGGGGUCCACAAAGACGAAUGCGCCUUGUCAUUUUCCUCGCCGGAAAGUGAAGGAGGACUGUUUGUGUGCAUGAACAGCUUCCUUGGCUUUGGGAGUCAGUAUGUGGACCGGUACCACGCCCGGACCGGCCAGAGGGCUUACCUACACAUAACCCGGACUCGCAAGGAUAAGAAGGAAGAUGACAAUAACUCUGGAUCUGGUCACCCGCCAAAGAAAAAGCCCACCAGAUUGGCUAUAGGAAUUGAAGGAGGGUUUGAUGUGGAGCAGGAGCAGUAUGAAGAGGAUAUAAAGGUGGUCAUUUUACCUGAUAGACAGGAAGUGACAUCAGAGGACGUUGCUACCAUGCCUGAAUUUGUGAGAGAGCGGGUGUCCCUGUCAAUGGCGGGUAUAAUGGCAGCCGACUCAGUGUCUCAUGCCUUACAAGUUCAACAGUGGGAUGGAGAGGUGAGACAGGAGUCGAGGCAUGCUGCUGGCCUUAAACAGCUUGACAACGGAGUCAAGAUCCCUCCCAGUGGCUGGCGGUGUGAGGUGUGUGACCUCCAGGAGAAUAUUUGGAUGAACCUGACAGACGGCAAAGUGCUGUGUGGUCGCAGGUAUUUUGAUGGCACCGGGGGCAACAACCAUGCCCUUCUACACUUCCAGGAGACAGGAUACCCAAUUGCUGUCAAACUUGGUACCAUCACUCCUGAUGGGGCAGAUGUGUAUUCCUAUGAUGAGGAUGACAUGGUACUGGAUUCCAAGUUACCAGAGCAUCUGGCUCACUUUGGCAUCAACAUGAUGACCAUGGAGAAGACCGAACGGACAAUGACAGAGCUGGAGAUUGCUGUGAACCAGCGUGUGGGGGAGUGGGAGGUGAUCCAGGAGUCGGGCACCACCCUACGGCCCAUGUUUGGACCCGGUUUGACUGGCAUGAAGAAUCUAGGGAACAGUUGCUACCUCAACUCUGUCAUGCAAGUGCUCUUCACCGUUCCAGAUUUCCAGAACAAAUAUGUGUCUAACAUCGACAAGAUUAUUGAUGAAGCCCCAAGUGACCCCACCCAGGACUUUAAAACCCAAGUAGCCAAGCUCGGCUACGGUCUGUUGUCAGGAGAGUAUUCCAAACCAGCGCCAGACCCUGCGGAUGAAAAUGGUGCAUCUGAACCCAGGGGAGACCAAAUCGGUAUAGCGCCAAGAAUGUUCAAAGCACUUGUUGGGCGGGGCCACGCAGAGUUCUCUACAAAUCGACAACAGGAUGCUCAUGAGUUUUUAUUGUACUUCAUAAACAUGUUGGAGAGGAACUGUCGCUCUGGGUCCAACCCAUCUGAAGCCUUCAGGUUCCUGGUGGAGGAGAGGAUUGUGUGUCAGCAAACACAGAAAGCCAAGUACACGCAGCGGGUGGAUUACAUCGUCCAGCUGCCUGUGCCGAUGGAUCAGGCUACCAACACAGAAGAGCUUCAGGAGGCGGAGCGCCGGCGUGAGGAGGGGGACUCAUCAGCCCCCACAGUGCGUGCACAAAUCCCCUUCACAGCUUGCAUGGCAGCCCUCAGUGAACCAGAGAUCCUCACAGACUUCUGGAGCUCGGCUGUGCAGUCCAAGACUACUGCUACCAAAACAACGCGCUUUGCCUCUUUUCCCGACCACCUGGUCAUCCAGAUUAAGAAGUUCACCUUUGGCCUCGACUGGGUGCCCAAGAAACUGGACGUGAGCAUUGACGUUCCUGACACCCUGGACCUGAGCGCCUUACGUGCAACUGGCCAGCAGCCAGGGGAGGAGCUUCUACCAGAGGUGGCCCCGCCCCCACUCAUGACCCCAGAUGUGGAGGUUAAAGCUCCAGUCAUUGAUGAAACCACUGUGGCCCUGUUAUGUGACAUGGGAUUCCCACCGGACGCCUGCAGAAAAGCGGUGUACUACACUGGGAACACUGGAAUCGAAAAUGUCAUGGAUUGGAUCAUGAGCCAUAAGGAUGACCCAGACUUUGCGGCCCCCCUGGUGUUGCCAGGCUGUAGCUCCGGCCCCGGGACCACACCCACAGAGAGCAUCUCCGAGGAGCACCUGGCAACCAUCGUCUCCAUGGGCUUCAGCCGAGACCAGGCAACCAAAGCUCUUCGAGCCACGAGUAAUGUCCUGGACCGGGCCGUGGACUGGAUCUUCUCCCACCUGGAUGACCUGGAGUCCAUGGAUGUUUCUGAAGGCGGUCGCUCAGCCGCAGAGAGCGAGGGUGACAGAGAUCUUCCGCCUGGGCCUCGUGUCAAAGACGGACCAGGAAAGUAUGAGCUGUUUGCGUUCAUCAGUCACAUGGGGACGAGCACAAUGUGCGGCCACUACGUCUGUCACAUCAAGAAGGAUCAGCAGUGGGUCAUCUUCAAUGAUCAGAAGGUCUGCGCUUCAGAGAAACCUCCCAAAGACCUGGGAUACCUCUACUUCUACCAGAGAGUGGCUGAAUGAGACACGGGAGUGUUAGACCCGGGGUGAAGGAGGAGUAAUGUGGACGCUAACGCAAACACACGAGACAGCAUUCAUAGUCACAGCCCCACCAAGCUCUUACAGUUGCCCUGGCCUGCUUCACAGCUGACUUAAGUGUAAAUGAAUCUCUCAGAUUGCAUAUAAACACAUUUAAAUACAUUGGUGAAGAUGUACAUAAAAGGUGUUUGGGAAGGAGGUUAUUUCCUUUUAUCCAUUGAUUACAAUCCAUGGGCCUGUUCAGAGAAGCAUAUUCAGUUAUUUACCCGGACAACUAUGCUGAGUAAAACCAUCUGAAAUAGGUUAAAACACGUGUUCCAGGUUUUACUCAGGAAAUGUAUCCAGAUAAUUCACAAAGCUUCAUGGAACAGGCCCCAAACACGAAGGGGUUGUUAAAUCCAGUCACUCCUUGCUUAACUAUCACCCUAAUCCAUGUCCUGACUAUUGAUUUCCACCGCCAUCAGUAGUCCCUGCCCCCACCAUCAAAAUAUGCUGCCCCCUCUGUUAUCAGACGGUUGCAGUUUCGUGGCGCCAUCUUCUCCUCUGCUUGUUUCAGUGAGGAAGUAGAAAAAAACAACAGUAAAACAUCCACGAUGAGAAGAGUGUCAGUAAAUCAAACAAAUGAAUAACCGCUGAAAUGUGUGUACAAAAAGGAAAUAAAAAAAAAAAAUUAUCCAAUCAACCAGUUUUUUCUUCAAAGUUUGGUGAGGGUGAUAUUUGUUUUAUUGUUUUAUUUUGCAAACAAAAAUCCUUUGUUACUUCUGCUGUGACAAAUAAAAAAUUGUCUUUC
Messenger RNA from Anoplopoma fimbria (sablefish), 3645 nucleotides. It is a transcript of the gene usp5, whose product is annotated as ubiquitin specific peptidase 5 (isopeptidase T). The record is from RefSeq and is a predicted model, not a curated record. The coding region runs from base 351 to 2840 and encodes 829 amino acids. Gene Ontology annotation, molecular function: protein binding; zinc ion binding; cysteine-type deubiquitinase activity. The transcript has 20 exons. Gene Ontology annotation, biological process: protein deubiquitination. Lineage: Eukaryota; Metazoa; Chordata; Actinopteri; Perciformes; Anoplopomatidae.